GAAGAAUUUUUUUUUCUACUGAGUCGAACAUUGAAUCAAAGUGAUGAUGAUCAAGUUCGUGCUCUUGUGUUCAUUGACACUUUGGUCAAGUGAGGGAGUUUUUGGUGUAGAUAGUAUAAAAGGGACUUUUUUCGCUGACAAAGCUGAAAAUGGCGGCUGUCAAAUGCCCAUAGCCAGCUAUCGUAUUACCGAUGCCAUAGCAUUAGGACAAGAGACGAAUUUGGGACCACUCAUUUGGAGACAGGGCUUAUGUGGACAAGUGUUCGAUAUUGACUGUGGCCAUGGUAUGGUGUCCGCUGUCGUUGUGGACACAUGCAAUUUGAACACGAAAAAUUGCGGUAUCGAUAUGAUUAAAAAGACUUGGGACAAAGCGACCGGAAACCAGCCACCAGACGUUGUCAAAUGCAAAGUUACACUGUCCAAAGCUAAUCCGUUGAAUGACAAAGAAAUGGUUUGCUAUCAUCGUCCCGACUCAGACAUUGGAAACGAAUAUUUCGUAAUGGUCGGUGUGCUGAACACUAACGGCCGAAUACCAAAAAGUGCAGACAUCGAUGGCCGGCCAAUAACUCGGCAAAAUAAUGAUGCUUGGUUUGUUUUCAGUAGUGGAGGCAAACCUCUAUUCCAUGAUUCAGCGGUCGUUAAAUUUACAUUCGAAGAUGGUGGUAGUGUGAAAUUUAAAUUGAGCGAUUGCAAAAAUGGUGGCGACUCCGUGCAGGUGUUUCAAUAAGAUGCUAACGGAGAUGAAAAACAUUGAAGAAACAUGUCAAAUAAAUUACAUUUUCUUUCCAAAUCACACAGGAAGCUAUGUUUUUUUAAUGUAAAACUUCAAACUUCAAAAACUUCAAUCAAUAAUCUCACCAAAAAAUAAUUUUUUUGACCGAACUCAAAAAUAUGGUGUUCUUUUAAAGUUUAUGAACUUUUUCUUGGAAUUUCUUAUUGAUUUACGAAGAGUGAGCUUAUGAGUUCAUUGUUGUGCCAAAGCAAAGCAAAGCCAAUUGUUUGAAAUACCAAAUGAUAAAGAGGCGUACAUCAUAUAGUUUAAUCAUCAUUAUUUCGAUGAACACUCGAAAAGUUAAGAAUGCUUAAUCAUUGCUAAGCAAACAGAUUUUGGUUGGAAAUGUUAACGAAAAUUGGCAUGUGUUCUGAUGAUGUGCGAGUUCUUCUCCGAUUUCCAAUUUCCAAUUAUUCGAGUGGAAAUUGUGAAAUGUGACCGUAUUUCGCCAAUUAUAUAGACAUCAAGUGGAAUGGCAGGCAGGCGGCAACACAGCCGACAAACAAAAACCAAUCGCAUGGAAAACCCGGCUCUUCUUAUAGCAAUCAUAAAUCAAGGCGCCAUCAAUCAUACUAAUAUAUCGAAUAUCAACAUCUUAAAUUUCGUUUUGUGAAACGAAAAGAACGGACGAAAAAAACGAUUUUUGUCUUAAAUACUAGAGAUUCUCGUGAAAAAAAAAAUGUUUUCAUUCCAAUUCCGAAAUGUUUCAAACAUUUCUUUCUUGUGUUUUCAUUAAAAAGUUCAACCAAAACCGCAAAAAAAAAUCAUAAACACAGGGAUUGAUUUUUGUUUUCUGCGGUGCGUGGCGCCGGCUUCAUUGUCAAAAGCCAAAAAUGUAAAAUUGUUCGAUUUUUCGUUUGCUUUCUUGUUUGAGCGACAAAGAGUGUGUUCACUUUUUACAGACAUCAAAACCAUUUCUGAAUGUGUCAUUCGUCCACUUACGUUAAAUGCUUAUUCAUGUCAAAUUGAUUUUCAUUCUCCUCAAGCCUGCACCCAAAUGAGCUUUAAAUUGACGUUGUCACACAAAAUACGGUGUUCAAUCAAUUACCGCAUGCGAAAUGAAAAAAAAAACCAACGAUGUCAUUACUUAAUCCGCUUUAAUGGAAUCAAUUGGUGAACAAAGAAAGAAAAAGACGGCAAGAACGCAGCGACGAUAAAGAAGUAAUUUCGGUGUGCUAUGGCUUCGGGCGGUAGCCGUCGAGUGUGGCAUUCUCCAGUCAACAACAGUAGAAGAAGACGAAAACGAAAGAAUCAAUGAACAAAUGCAGAAAAAAAUUACGACCAUUUUUCAAAAGAAAUCGCAAUUACACGAAUGCGACGGUAUUAAUUUCGAAGUGAUAUCGUUUGUCAUCGUGUAAGCUUGUUUCGGGCUCCGCAUACCGACACACACAUAAACAUGUGAACGAGUCAAAAAUGAAUUUCGGCAAACAUUUGUAUUGAUGGAAAGAUUUAACGUCGAAAAAGAAAUCGUCGUUUGCGAAUAAAACGAUUCGUUUGUUCUAGAAAACGGCUCAAUCAUCUUCUUAUUCAUCAUUAAGACGAAAGCAAAUUGGCAUCAUUUUUUGCAAACGAUUGACUUUCUUCUGCUUAUUUUCACCUUUUUCUCAUUCGUUUGCAUCAGAAUCAAUUGGUGAAUCAUUAAUUAUCGCUGAGCAUAUUGCUUCCCCCUCCAAAUGUUCGGUGACACUCAACUGGAAAUUCCAAUUCGGAAUCUCAUUGAGUCAACAUACUACACCACUGACCGAAUAAAUAAACUAAAUUGGUCAAAGCCAAGAACAAGGCAUUCGAAAUUUGAGCACGUUAUUAGUAUUUGAUUAUGAUUAUACAUGCAGACGAAGUAAGAACGAGCCACACGAAUAUAGGUAAGUAGUGGCAAAAGGCGCAACAAAAGCCAAAUGCAGAUAUUCAGACGGGCAAAAAUACGGAGACAAUGAAGAUGAACGCGUCGACGAUAACAAAAGUUCGAAUUAAAAGAAGAACAAAUAAAAACGACUAAGAACGGAAUGGAAUGAAAUGGAAGCAAACACACAAGAGGAAAGUCCCGCUGCGAAAUACACAUAAUAAUAUAACGACCGAAUGAACACAAAGUGUAUACAUAAUUAAUUGAUUUGAAGAAUAAAAAAGUGUGCACACAAAUACACACACAGAAAAA
Molecule: messenger RNA, 2924 nt
Organism: Sitodiplosis mosellana (orange wheat blossom midge)
Lineage: Eukaryota; Metazoa; Arthropoda; Insecta; Diptera; Cecidomyiidae
Exons: 2
Coding region: 44-727 (227 amino acids)
Source: RefSeq, a predicted model, not a curated record